UUCGUACUUCCAAACCAUGCUCAUUGCACCAUGCAUUCAAGCAUCCAACAUGGUGCUAUACACUUUUGUCAGUUUAACAAAACAAACACAAAAAAACAUAUGCAGCGAAAGAAUUAAAAAUACUUUCACAGAAACGUAAAUAAAAACGCAACGCAAGAAAUAACUUUGCAAGUUACAGAGUUUCAUUAGUUAAUAGAAAUUGAUUUCAUUUGUUUCCUAGUGCGUUGUCUUUUUUGACUUCAACAAGAAGCAAUAAAAGAAGCAAGUGCAAAAGCAAAAGAGAGAGAGAGCGCACACACGAGGGAAACUAUCUGCAGCAAGAGUUUGUUAUUGUUCGGAUGCUUGAACAGUUUUCUACAAAAAAUCCAACUUGUUUCUAAUUUUACACUACCGAUGGACAUGGAAACGGAAUGCUAAACCACACAGCGAAACAGAAUCAGAAGCAACAUGAAUCUGCAAUCUUUGUUUCAAGAUUUUAAUCCCAGUAAAUUUGUAGUCCAUUGCUGUCUGUUCACUUUCACUAUAUUGUUCUGUCUCCGAUUGGACGGAUUCAUCGAUUGGCCCUACUGGGUCGUGUUUGUGCCGCUAUGGGUAUGGAAAUCGAUUGCAACGCUUGGCGCUAUAGUGGGUGCCGUUGUUUGGUGUCGCCAUCCACACUACAGAGUCGAAGGUGAUUCGUAUUCACACUUCAAAGCAAUGUUAAUAUCGCUUUCCUUGCAUUUGAUAUUGCUAAUGUUUGAGUUGCUUGCCUGCGAUCGGCUUACCUCCGGACGGCACCUCUGGGUGCUGGUAUUCAUCCCACUGAUAUUCGGUAGUGCGGCCAGCGUUGGCGCUUGUGUGUGGGCCGUGAAACACGAUCGCUCGUUCGAGCUCGAGCUGUUUUGUGCCGUCAAUGCGCUGCAGUUCGUGUUCCUACCCCUCAAGCUGGAUGGGCUCGUGUCGUGGAGCUGGGAAGUGGUGUUCGUGCCCCUAUGGAUUGUGCUCUGCCUUAGCUUGGUGGCUGUGCUGUACAGCAUCAUAUUUAGCGUCAUUUUGUUACGCACGCCGGAGGUUUCGGCCCAGCAGAAGAAAUCUGCGUUCUAUUCCGCCAUCGGGAACUGUGCCACCGUUAUUCCAGUGCUAGUGUUUCAGGUGCUGCUUGCCGAUAAGUUGGACGAAGAUUUGAACUGGCCAUACAUAGCCGUGGCUGGUCCGCUUUUGGUUGCUUUGUUCACACUGAUACUACUCAGUUUCAAUGCCAAAGGAGGGAACAAAUGGUGGUUUGGUAUACGGAAAAACUUUAGUCAGUUCCUGCUCGGUGUGCUUCCAUGUCUACAGGAGUACGGAAACAUAUCAUAUCACACGGACAGCGGUCAAACUGUGCCACUAGAUAGCGCCAACGUACAGAUGGACGAUUUCGAAAAGUACGACAAAAAGAGUAAAAAGGCACUCACGAAAAAGAAUGAUCAUCUAAAGCCCGUAGUACCAAUCGUUAGUAUAGAGCUACCAGAUUAAAUAGUUUAAACAUAGAAGAGGAGAAAAAAAAUUAGCUAAAUUGAGGCCACUUUAAAUGGCUUUCUUGUUUGCGUUUCGUACAGAUUCGGUUAGAUUAUUUGAGCAUAACGUGUCAUGUCUGGGAGUAGUUAAAAUCGACUAAAAAGGGUUCCCUACCAUUGCACUCUAAAUGCAUAUUUAUCGAUAAUAGUAGGAACUUGUAGAUGGCGUAUUUCGGAGAAGGUGCGCUAAAAAUCUCUCCGCUCGACGCGUUUACAAGGAGGGAAGAUGACAAUAUUUAAAUUAUAGAGAAAUGCGAUAGAUAGUACUAUAGAACGGUACAAUAUGCAAUGCCCGACAUUAUUGUGAAGUAGGAAGGAAAAUGUUUUAGCAUAGUUUUGCCAACAUCGUUAAGUGCGUACCGGUGGGUCGUCUGCUUACAGCAUCGUACAGCUGCAUGAAAGCUUUUGUAGGACAAAUUAUCGUAAUUUUUAUUCUCCUUCGAUCUGGAAUGUACGAAGCUUUUGUGUGGCUUGUGUGUAGAGGAGGUUCAGAUUCUAUUGUAAAUAUUGAUAGUAGCAAAUAUCGUUGUAACACAAAAAAAAACAUAUGAAAAAAGCUACAA
Molecule: messenger RNA, 2098 nt
Organism: Anopheles funestus (African malaria mosquito)
Lineage: Eukaryota; Metazoa; Arthropoda; Insecta; Diptera; Culicidae
Product: transmembrane protein 185B
Exons: 5
Coding region: 448-1494 (348 amino acids)
Source: RefSeq, a predicted model, not a curated record